CACACAGACGGAGGGCUGGCCGCGGUGUGUGCUUUCUGUCUGUACUUCCCCUGCAAACUAAGUUUUUAAAAUUAGACUUUGACCGACAGGGUCGCUGCAAAAUCCCGCUAGACUUCACAGAUGUGGAUUAUAUCUUCAGUUUUAGCCUGCCCGAACUGAAUUACAGUGAAAUAACCCGCAGCUUUUAGAGGUUUCACAGGAGAAUAACAGCAAGGGUGUGUCCGGAGACUCGGAGAAAUCAAACUUUUUUUUUUUUUUUUAUAAUGCAAGUUUAAACAUUUUGUCUUUGAAGUGUUAACGACAGAAAGAGUUUGGGAAAAUCUCAGAGCCGCCAUGCCGGGGAAUGGUGGAGUCUACGCGGUGAAGAGGAGGAAGAAGCCCGUUCAGAAAAUCCCCAAGCCUCCUCCCGUGAAGACAAACCCGUCCAAGAGACACCGGGACCGCCUCAAUGUGGAGUUGGACCGUCUCACCGGCAUGCUGCCGUUCUCCCAGGAUGUCAGAGGCCGCCUGGACAAACUGUCUGUGCUGCGGCUCAGCGUGGGAUACCUCAAGGCCAAGAGUUACUUCCACGCAGCGCUCCAGAAGAGAGCGGCUCCCCUCGUCACUACAAACGGCAGAAAUGGACACUCGGUGUCGCUGGAUGGAGUCAGCUUCUCAGAGGGAGAUCUCCUUCUCCAGGCUUUAAAUGGCUUCGUGUUGGUCGUGACCACGGACGGCACUGUCUUCUACACGUCCCCGACCAUCAAGGACUUCCUGGGCUUCCAUCAGUCCGAUGUCGUCCAUCAAAGUGUGUUCGAUCUCGUUCACAUGGAUGACAGAGAGACAUUCAAAUGUCAGCUCCACUUCGCCCUGAACCCCAACCAGACCGACUCAGACCAGAGAGCUGAAGAUGGACAGCCAGGCAGUAAAGCGUCGAGCAGCUCGGUCAGCUUGCUGCCUCAGUACAUCCCUCCAGAGAACUCGUCUUUCCUGGAAAGGAGCUUCUGCUGUCGCCUUCGCUGUCUCCUCGACAACACUUCUGGAUUCCUGGCUCUAAACUUCAAUGGACGCCUGAAGUUUCUGCAUCUGCAGGGAAACACAGAGGCCGAUGGGAGAGCAGCUCCUCUCCCCCAGCUCGCUCUGUUUGCCAUCGCCACGCCUGUACUGCCUCCCUCAGUCAUGGAGAUCCGGACGAAGACGCUCAUCUUCCAGUCCAAACACAGGAUGGACUUUGCUCCCAUGGGUAUUGACACCAGGGGGAAGCUGGUUUUAGGGUAUUCAGAGAUAGAGUUGGUCACAACAGGUUCUGGCUAUCAGUUCAUCCACGCUGCUGACAUGAUGUACUGCGCCGACAACCACCUGAGGAUGAUCAAGACAGGAGACAGCGGCUUCACGUUCUUCAGGCUGCUGACAAAGACAGGACACUGGCUGUGGGUUCAGGCCAACGCGAGAGUCGUCUUCAAGGGAGGAAGACCGGACUUCAUCAUCGCUCGUCAGAAAGCGCUCACAAAUGAGGAAGGAGAGGAACACUUGCGGCAGAGGAGACAGCAGCUCCCCUUCAACCUCGCCACCGGUGAAGGUGUCCUGUACGACACCACUUUGGACACCUUCUCCAUGUCUGGUCCUCCUGGCCCAGGCACACCGGGCGCCACAGAGCCCCCGACAGAGAAACCUUUGGACCCCGCCUCCCUUCUUGGAUCCCUUAACCGUCAGGACCACUCAGUUUACACCCAGCCGCCACCACAGAAUCCAAGUCCUCAGCUCCCAAUCUUAGACCAAAUAGAGGAGCCUGAGUAUGAGCAAUCAGCUUUUGACAAACCUUUCAUGGACAGCCAUGCCCUGCUCAGUGUGCCGGGACAGACUUCCUUGAAACGCUCCCUUACAGGGGACCUCGCCACAUUAGCCAUGAUGGACUCUUUGGAACAAAUAUUGGAGGACAUUGGGGAAGGAAUGAUAGAAGGACUUGAAGUUGAGGAGACUGAGCUGAGGGAGUGGGAGAAAACUCUUGUUAGGGCAACCAAUGAGAGGGAGGAAGCAUCAAGAGACAUAAACCACAUAAACCGCAUCCUGGCCAAUGAUGUGUUCUCGUACGUCGAGGAGGCUCUGAGGACAGAGUCUUGUGGACUUUUGCCAAGCUCAGAUCCCACUGGACCUCACGCUUCUGCGAAUGGUUUAUCCAACCAAGAACAGCCUCCUGGGUCACUUUUCUCAAAUACUGAGCAGCCGAUGACUCACAGGACUUCUGGAUUUGCAGAUCAGGCUCUGUUUGGUGGUGCUGUUGGUUGUUCUGGAUUAAAUGGUGCAUCCCAAAUCGGGUCAAACGGAGGAGCGUACGCACGGUGUCGAAACAAUCCCCCGGGACACACCUCUUCACCGUGGCCUCCAAGUGGCAGCGAUCAGCACUGUGGCAACCAAAUGAUUUCAACACAGUCAUUCCAAGCUGUUCAAUCACAGCCUGAUAUGACACAACAGUCUUGGCUGCCACCUGUGCAAAACAAUGUGCUCAAAUCUGGAUUGGAGGUGACGCACCAAAGGGCACAAUACACACUGAACCACACUGGUUCACAGCAGACAUAUGUGGGGCAACCACUUCAGAGCCCCUCGGCGUGGCAACAGCAGCUGCCGCCGCAGCAUUUUCCCCAUCACACACUGACACAUUCCUCGCACACGCCGCUCGGUGUGAACUCAACUGCUCAGUCGUUUCAACCGCAGCGAUUAUCUGGCAGCUGCAUGUAUGAAAAAAUAGAAGGUCACAUACCCAACGCUGCUACUGUUCCUACCAGACAGAACGGACCUCUCCCGGGACCUGCGAGAUCCAGAGGACCCCCCACACAUGGUGCAGGGACGCUGACCGCUAACAGCCCCUUUACCCUCUCCCAUCCUUGUGUGGCAGCUGGAGCCAUGAGCCAGGGGAUGGUUCAGUCUUCAGGUUCCAACACUUACAUGAGUGCUGAUGUUGGCAACGUCGAUCUGGGUCAUUUGAGUGGAAACAACGCUGCGUUGGGAACAUCGCCGUCAGAUUACCCGAAUGGAAAUGGCGCAGUGCAGUCGUCCUUCUUCUGUUGGAACGGGGAAGCUCAGCAGAUCCCCAACCGUCCCAUGAACAGAGUCGUCGACCCGUUUGCCUUCCCCGCCCGUCCCACCGGGAACAUCAACCUUUCCCAAAACAGCUUGCCGCAGCCGCCUCUGCCCCGUCCUCAGAGACUCUGAGGGACUGACGCAGGACUUUCCCCUUCAUGGAUACGUAUGUUUGAGUGAUUUUUGUGUGUGCUGUGGCUCACCAAAGACAAUGGACCUUCUCAUUUCAAACUGUGCUACAUUGCAGACUUUGGCCGGUGAUGUAGGUUAAGUUUCUCCAUUUUUGACUCUCUUAAAUAUUUAUCAAAAAUUUCUUACCCAGUUAUUGGCCUUUACACGUGCUAUGCUGAAAGUAACCAACGAUUUUGUGAAGAAGAGAAGCUGGACCCAACAGGAUUAAUUGUGGACAUUCUUGACUUUCUGUAUUCAAUAACAUGUUUGGACUAAAAUGACCACACUCAUCGAAUGGAAGACUUUCUCACGACAGCUCAACUCCCUCUGACUGUGUCACAAUGUGAAUCUGGGAAUUGAUUUUUCUACAAACCGUUACCUCUGCCUUCUGUCAAUUAUCCAGUCUACAUGCAGUUUCUAUUGGGUUGUUUUUGAGUGGCACCUGGAGGGCCCGCCCUUAGAUCAGGAUCAUCUCGCUCACAUCCUCAAUUUAAGAAUGCUUCUCACUGGCACUUACUGUUGCUAGGUUACCAAACUUUGCGAAGUGCACUUCUGCUUCCCUCGGUAAUGACUGUAAGGCCUUUUUUUUUUUUUUAACUGCGCCGUAUACCAAACAUUUUCUUUUAUUAAAGUAAAAUCACCAAGGAAACAGAAAAUAGUAUGUUUGGGCAAACAGCAGUUUUCGUACCUUUCAAAAGACGAGUUAGAACGAGUUUUUACCAGAAGUCCCGCCCCUUCUUGAUUUUGAUUUGUCAUUGAGGGAGGCUCAAACACUGACACUUGACACUGACAUUUUUACAUUGGAGGUUGAGCACUUAAAAGCCAGCACACAAACCAGCGUUAGUGGACGCAGGACCUAAUUUAUGGUUCAUUCAUGAAUAACAAAGUCAACCAAUGUUCAGAUUCAGCUUUGUUUUAAAAAGUGAACCCAAACAAAAGGGACAUUUCUCAGCUUUGAAAUGUGAAUUCAGGUCCAUCCUGAAGCGAUACUCAAAAUAUUCACAUUUAGGUUGGAAGAGUUUAUGAAUUUUUCCUCCUGUUUAGAAAAUGUGCAGAGUUCCCUGUUUCGGUUUGUUUUUGAUCGGCCUCUAAGAGUUGUCCAAGGAGCUGAGAUUGAUUCCAAAAGAUGAACACUUGAAUCAAGUCUAAAGCAUUACUCUUGUUAGAAUUCUUGACAGGUUUUUGCACUAAAUGGAGACUGUGUGUGUUUAUAGACCCCAUCAGUUACUAUCAAACUUCAUCAGGUGGGGAGCUCAGCUUCCAUUAGGAACAGGAGAAAUUUAUCCAGACAGCAAACACAGUUUCAAGGUGCUUCUGUACGCCUGAGAGACGUUUUUAUUAAGACAAAAUCUAAGAUUUAUGCCCUUUGAUUAAACUGGCUUUGUUUUAUUCAGCUGUGAACCCAAAUAAGACCGUAGACGCUCAUCUGUACCAACUCUAACGCAGCUAUGUUGGAGAGAAUUGUGACUGAGACCAUUACAUUUAAACUGGCCAAUUAUCUAUAAAUUAUAAACGUUUGUUUUAAACAAACAUGAUGCACCUUUAAAAUACUUCUAGCAAAAAAAAAAAUCUAUUUCACUGAGUAUUUUCCCUCCUUUAAAAGAACCCACUUUUAUUCUGAGAUGGGACAAAAAGUUCAAUAGGGACGUUUUAAGUAUUGAUAUGUGUUGUGGACGGAGCACUGAGGGAAUGCUGUUUUCAAAAAAUGACAGUUUUCGAACAUGACCCUGCCUUUAAAAGAGUCCUCAAAGGUGCAAACAACCCAACAGUGACUUAAAGUAUGUUCUACACAAUUACUGCUAAUGAAUGCCAAUCCAAGGCCUGUUCCAAAGAGGCCCCUGAAACCUGGUCAAAAGUCUUCAAAAGACCUUCAGCCGAGGAUGUAUCGACCAGUAAAAAAAACAUCAAAAUGUGUAAAUUGUAAUGUGUUUCUCUUGUUUUCACAUGAUGUGGCAGCUGCAGUGCUCAAUGUGAACAGAUCUGAACUGGGGAGUAUGAUUCAGAAGUGUAAUCACAUACUUUAUAUUUCAGUUUAACUUUUGUAUCCAUGUCAGCUGUAACAAAGAAGAGCCUUUUUUUUGUCCCUUGUGGAGUCAAAUUAUAUUCAGAAAUGUGCACAUGAAUGCAUAUUUUACCUGUAGGAGACGGCCAUAUUAUCGUGCCUGUGUAAUUAUAGGUAACGUUAUAGCUGCUUGUGUACCACAUGUAACCUUUAAGGACAAGUCUAAUUUAUUUUGCCAUUAAAGAACUGUAACCCCGUC
Messenger RNA from Labrus mixtus (cuckoo wrasse), 5489 nucleotides. RefSeq names its product aryl hydrocarbon receptor-like. Gene Ontology annotation, molecular function: nuclear receptor activity; protein dimerization activity; transcription cis-regulatory region binding. The record is from RefSeq and is a predicted model, not a curated record. The coding region runs from base 334 to 3189 and encodes 951 amino acids. Gene Ontology annotation, cellular component: aryl hydrocarbon receptor complex; nucleus. The transcript is spliced from 11 exons. Gene Ontology annotation, biological process: regulation of transcription by RNA polymerase II. NCBI's taxonomy places the organism in Eukaryota, Metazoa, Chordata, Actinopteri, Labriformes, Labridae.